Messenger RNA from Neoarthrinium moseri, 972 nucleotides. RefSeq lists its product as uncharacterized. Gene Ontology annotation, cellular component: ribosome. Bases 1 to 972 code for a protein of 323 amino acids. Gene Ontology annotation, biological process: translation. NCBI's taxonomy places the organism in Eukaryota, Fungi, Ascomycota, Sordariomycetes, Amphisphaeriales, Apiosporaceae. The record is from RefSeq and is a predicted model, not a curated record. Gene Ontology annotation, molecular function: structural constituent of ribosome. The transcript is spliced from 2 exons.
AUGGCCGGAAAGAGCGCAAGAGGCCUCAAUGAGGCCUUCAGGGCUCUGAGUCUCUCGUCACACACCUGCAGAGAAGCCGCAUCACAACGGCUCACGUCCUCUUUCGCGAGGUCAAUGGCCACAGAGGCCCCUCUCCCGCGGACCUCGACGUCGAUAGACAGCUUUGCCGCCUCCUCCCCAUAUCGACCCACCCCGACCGUCCCCUUGACCAUCUUCGACUUUCCCUCCUACGAACCCCAGCGCCUCGAGGCGUGGUCCUCCAAGCACCUGAACCUCCCUCUUCGCCGCGAUAUCCUUCAUCUGGCCGUCGUCUACGAGGGCGACAACACGCGUCAAGGUACAGCAUCCUCCAAGACACGUUACGAGGUCCGCGGUUCGGGCCGCAAGCUAUACGCCCAGAAGGGUCUCGGCCGCGCCCGUGUUGGCGACGCCCAGUCGCCUCUCCGCAAAGGUGGCGGUAAGACGUUCGGCCCCAAGCCGCGCGACUUUGGCACCAAGCUCAACCGCAAGGUCUACGAUCUGGCGUGGCGGACGGCGCUGAGCUACCGGUACCGCCGCGGCGAGCUGGUGGUAUGCUCGGACGGCAUGGAGCUUGCACUCCCGGCCCAGUUUCAGGCCAUGAUCGAGGAGGGCCUAGUCAAGGACGAGGAGCUGAUCGACGGCUUCAGGGCCCGCUGGGCACGCCAGGUGAUGGAGCGCAACGAGUGGGGGAAGCAGAACGGCCGCAGCACCUUCAUCACAAGCUCAUGGAGAGAGGACCUGUUUGGAGCUCUUGACUUGGUCCCCAACUACGGCCGCGCCCUAGAUGUGGCCGAUGUGGACGUCAAGGAUCUACUGGAGUCGGGCAGGCUGGUCAUUGAGAGGUCCGCCCUCCAGGAGAUGGUCGAGAGGCAUCAGAGCGACCUGAUAUCAUCGGUCUUCGUCAGCGGGGUGGCUGGCACGGCCGAGAGCGGCAAGAUUGUGGUGGAGUAA